This is a messenger RNA of Terrapene triunguis (Three-toed box turtle), 3508 nucleotides long. It is a transcript of the gene ETV4, whose product is annotated as ETS variant 4. Lineage: Eukaryota; Metazoa; Chordata; Testudines; Emydidae. The transcript has 13 exons. Gene Ontology annotation, molecular function: DNA-binding transcription factor activity, RNA polymerase II-specific; sequence-specific DNA binding. The coding region runs from base 168 to 1619 and encodes 483 amino acids. The record is from RefSeq and is a predicted model, not a curated record. Gene Ontology annotation, cellular component: nucleus. Gene Ontology annotation, biological process: cell differentiation; regulation of transcription by RNA polymerase II.
AGCAAGAAAGCCGAGCCUGGGAAGGAGGAAAUGCACCAAUGGGAGGCUCCCCCCGGGCACACAACUGUCUGAGCCGCCAGGAAAGCGAGCCCUUUCCGUGGGAGCGGGACUGGGGGAACAGGUCGCUGCCCUGAGCUGGCUGCUCCAUGCCCCCGAGGAGUUAACCCAUGGACGGGAGGAUGAAAGGGUACUUGGACCAGCAAGUGCCUUACACUUUCACACACCUGGUUUGUCCUUUUCUUCAGAAACCGCCCGGAAAUGGGACCCUGAGCAGCCGAGCUCUGAUGGGCGCCAGGAGACCCAUGGACCCAGGCUUAGCACCCCCUCAGGACUCGGAAGACCUCUUCCAGGAUUUGAGCCAGUUUCAGGAGACUUGGCUGACAGAAGCUCAGGUUCCAGACAGCGAUGAGCAAUUUGUGCCUGACUUUCAUUCAGAAAACUUAGCUUUUCACAGCCCUCCUGCUAAAGUUAAGAAGGAGCCACAGAGUCCCUGUUCUGACCCAGCACUGUCCUGCAGCCAUAAGCAGCCAUUUCGGUACCGCAAUGGCGAGCAAUGCCUUUACACCAGUGCCUAUGACCAAACCAGACAAGUUGGACUCAAGUCCCCAAACCCAGGAACCCCGAUACAGUCACCGCUUCAACAUUUCCCUAGGCAGGACAGGAGCUUCCUGAGCCCUCGGGGGCCGUCCCAACCCACAUCCAGCCGUGGAUACCUCAUGGAACACAGCUCUGUCUACCAGCCGCCUACGGAGAUGUGCCGUUCCUUCCCCUCCUCUCAGGGCAUGGGCCGAGAAGCUCCAGUUGCCUACCAGCGACAGAUGUCCGAGCCCUGCCUACAGUACCAUCCGCAGGGCUUUAAACAGGAGUACCACGACCCGAUGUAUGAGCAGGCAAGCCAGCUGGGGGGCAGCAGUGACCACCGGUACCCAGCGGGAGUGGUGAUCAAGCAGGAGCAGACAGACUAUGCCUAUGACUCAGAUGUUCCUGGCUGUCCUUCCAUGUACAUGAAUGCUGAGGGGUAUCAAAGCCAUUCAAAUACCGAAGGGACAUUAGGCUAUGGCUACAACAAGCAGAUGAGGCCAUUUGCUGAUGAUGUCUGUGUCGUCCCGGAGAAGUUUGAAGCAGGAGACAUCAAGCAGGAAGUGGGCGGGUACCGGGAAGGACCCCCGUACCAACGCCGAGGGUCUCUUCAGCUCUGGCAGUUCCUGGUGGCUUUGCUGGAUGAUCCCACCAAUUCCCACUUCAUCGCCUGGACCGGCAGAGGAAUGGAGUUCAAACUCAUUGAGCCUGAGGAGGUGGCCAGGCUGUGGGGUAUCCAAAAGAACCGGCCGGCCAUGAACUACGACAAGCUGAGCCGGUCCCUUCGCUAUUAUUAUGAGAAAGGCAUCAUGCAGAAGGUUGCUGGAGAGCGCUAUGUGUACAAGUUUGUGUGUGAGCCUGAAGCCCUUUUCUCCCUGGCCUUCCCUGACAAUCAGCGGCCAACCCUGAAAGCAGAGUUUGACCGGCAGAUCAGCGAGGAAGACACUGUUCCUCUCUCCCAUCUGGACGAGAACACGGCUUACAUCCAGGACCUUGGGAGCCUCCCUUCCCAGCCUUACAGCAAGAGCUACCCCUAUUAAUUCCACCAGGAGCCCGCUGCACAGCCAUUGUGUUUGUAUCUAUGGAGAUGUUUGUUAGUAAUCGAUCUGCAUAGGAGCUUUCCUGGGCCAGCUUGGGCUCCACUAGACUCUUUGAAUAGCUGCCUUUGAAACAGGCAGUGGUGAUGCAAGCCCAUCCUUGGACAGCCAGCCAGCAACUGAGGCUCUGAAAGACAUUGGCUGCACCUCAUUCACCCAGGAUGUGGGCCCAGACUUGGUGCAAUGGAACCGACUCUCUCACCAGUACAGAAACCUCUCAGUGCCGCCUCCAGUCAGUUAAAUGUGUGAUCGUGUCACAUCCCCAGCAUCGAUCCUGUCUCUGGCCUUUGCCUCCCGCCGAGCGGGGUGGGGAGGAAAUGGGAGCCUGUUGGGCUCUCUCCUCUGAUUUUAUGAUUCUAUGAAACUGCAGUUAAUUCCCAUGCUUCCCCAGACACACACACUCCUACAAAGCAGCCCCCAGACACCCAACCUUCCUACAAGCACUGUUCUUACCCACACUACUUCUUACGUGCUGGGGACAGGCCUGUCCCCGGAAGGGCAGCAGGGAGCUGAAGGUUUCAGCUCACACUUGUUCCAUACAAACUGCUUGGCGGGAAUGGGGAACAUUUCUUCCCUUGGAUGCAUUUGCUCCUGUCUUGGUGCCUCCUUGCUCAGGAUGCUUCAUCUCUGGGCUGUUGAGUGUCAUACUGGCAACGAUAGGAAGGGGACCAGCUGCUACCAGCCAAUGCUGGCGUGGUUCUGGUCUCCUUGACAGGAAAUGUCACCGUGGGUGAGCCAUGGAGCCCCUGGACUCCACUGGCCUGGAGUCUGGCUCUGAGCCAGAGGAACCCUGCAGAUAACUGGGAAUUUGAGGAUAGAGAGUAAAGCCUGAGAUGGAGUCCGAGGAAAGGGAUGCUGGUGCCCAUGGGCUCCAAUGCCCAAGCCAGUGGCUGGGCUGCUGAUUGCUCCGGACUGAGCAGGGGCUACCUACAGCAGCCAGGCUCUUCAAAACUGAAGCGCUUCCACCAAAAACAUCCUCAGCAAUUUUGAGAGACCCAUUAGUGCUGGUCAGACCUGCUGUUCCUGGGCCUGUGGGUAAACCCUGGAGGUUAGAAAAUAACCUCAGCCUCUGGAUGUGAGGCAUUCGCUUUGUAAAAAAGCCACACUCUCCUUGUUCAUCUGUAGCUGGCCUUCCCAGAUGGGCCUGGGCGGGGUAAGGGAGGAGUUCAUGAGACGCUGUCUGGGGCCCCUACUGGCUAAUGCAGCACGGGCUGCAUAAGGAGAGAUUAGGAGACGCUUUGCCAGCCUUCUCGCUGAGAGGGCCCUUCUCCUACCCGCACUGUGCUAAGCAGCCCCACCCAGACACAACCACGGUAGGAUCCCAGGAGCAGCAGUGCCUGUGUGGUGGAGCUCCGCUCUCCUUGCACCCUGCUGCUCCUCUGGCUGACUGUCAGGCUCCUGAGGGCAGAGAGGUGUUGGCUCAGCCUCCUGUGGCAGUUUGGAGGGAAAGUUUUUUUAUAUUGCUUAAGAGGUUGAUUUCCCAGGAGCUUCCUCUCUGUGCAGCUGGCAGGGAUCCUCGCUUCGGCCCCAGGUGCAACGUGGCGGGGACGCUCUCCCUGACCCACAGGGUGGUGGGGAUGUUCCAUUUACAAAGGGCUCAGCCUGCCUCUGCACCCUUGUGAGAACCUCCCUCCUCCUGUACGGGCCCAACCCCUCCUCUGGCCCUCUGCAGCCUGCAGCCCUCGCCCUGCUCACUCCUCCUCUGGGAAACACACUUUCUCCAUUGCCCCACGAGUGAAGGAGAAGGGGGGGCCCUUCCCAUUGGCAUCACUUAUUUUUAUUAUUUAUGAGUGUAAAAAAUACUAUAAUCAAUAAAUUGGUCUAUAUCUUUG